UACAGGUUUAGGGAAUUCCAGUUACAUUUAUGACAGUAAGUCACUGGUCAACUGUAGGCAAUUUUAAAACGUAUUGUACAGCUACUGGUCAUCUACAAACACUGCACUAAAGGAUGGCUGAGCUUUUGGAAACAGGAGAAGAGACGUUGGGGAAGCCGUGGCGUGUAGUUCCUGAGCUCGGAGUAAAGACUCUGAUGUCUGAGGUAGAGAAGUAUUCCCCUGUGGAUGCUGUGAGCAUCGACUACGUGAACAUCCUGCUGAUAGGAGCUGUAGGAGCCGGCAAGUCGAGUUACUUCAACACCAUCAACUCCAUAUUCCGUGGUCACGUGACGAGUCAGGCUUGCAGUGGCAGCGCCGAGCACAGUCUCACUACUGUGUAUCGAGUGUACAAGAUUCGCUCUCAGGAAACUGGUUUUCCACUCAAGUUUCGACUGUGUGACACGCGAGGUCUCGAGGAAGAGCAGGGAAUUGAAUCAGCAGAUAUGUUGGCCAUACUUGAUGGUCACCUUCCGGACCGCUAUCAGUUCAAUCCAUCAAUGCCAGUCAGCCCAGAAAUAACAGGCUACAAGAAAAAUCCAACUUUACAGGAUAAAAUCCAUGUCAUUGCAUUUGUCAUGGAUGGAUGCUCAGUGGAUGUUUUUCCUGAAAAGAUUCUGACAAACAUUAAGGCGACACAGCAAAAGGCAAACCAGAGAGGUAUCCCCCAAGUGGUUCUGCUCACCAAAGUGGACCGUGUGUGUCAGGAAGUGGAACAGGACCUGUCUCAGGUCUUCUACAGCCAGGCAGUUCAGGAUCUUGUUGAUGAGGUGUCACAGCUCCUGGGAUUACCACGGGCUCACGUCCUGCCAGUCAAGAAUUACGAGAGAGAGAUGGAGUUGGACCAGGGUGUCGACAUACCGGCAUUGCUGAGUGUCAGACAGAUGCUGAGAUUCGCAGACGACUAUCUCUACAACUUUGUUGAUGAACGUUAAAUGUGACACAUAACACGGACGACUAGUUUUACUGAUAAGGAAGCCAUGUUUUCUCUUUGUGCAGUAGGGACAUGUGCUGUGGCUGAUUAAUGAUGUGAUUACUUCUUAGUUGAUAUAGAUCAACAAACAGUUGAUAAUAUCAUGUAUAUUAUUUUAAUGCAUAAAUUAUAUUUUCUAACAUUA
This is a messenger RNA of Gigantopelta aegis, 1154 nucleotides long. RefSeq names its product interferon-induced protein 44-like. The transcript is spliced from 7 exons. NCBI's taxonomy places the organism in Eukaryota, Metazoa, Mollusca, Gastropoda, Neomphalida, Peltospiridae. Bases 114 to 971 code for a protein of 285 amino acids. The record is from RefSeq and is a predicted model, not a curated record.